Phyllotreta striolata is the source of this 947-nucleotide messenger RNA. The record is from the annotation of a GenBank genome assembly. Lineage: Eukaryota; Metazoa; Arthropoda; Insecta; Coleoptera; Chrysomelidae.
CUUAUAUAAAUGGCGGCAGAAAAACAAAAAACUUUUAGUAUUUUACCAAAAGUCAUCAAUGGGAACAUCGCCGGUUUCGUGGCCAUUUGUUGUGUUUUUCCAUUAGAUCUUGUAAAGACAAGAAUGCAAAAUCAAGUCAUCGGUCCAUCAGGAGAAAGAAUGUACAAAAGUAUACUCGACACUCUCGUUAAAACGUAUAAAAAAGACGGAUUUUUCGGUAUGUACCAAGGCGCCUUCAUAAAUAUCAUAUUCAUGAUGCCCGAAAAAGCCGUUAAACUCUCCGUUAAUGACAUGUUUAGAUUUAAACUAAAGAAAGAAGAUGGAUCGUUACCACUUGGUAGGCAAAUUUUGGCGGCGACGGGUUCAUCUGUUUCGGCAUUCAUUUGUUGCCCAAUGGAACUUUUCAAAAUUCAAAUGCAGGAUCAAGGACGAUUGGGCAAAGCAAAACUUAGAACCAGGGAUGUCAUUAGAAAUAUCUACCGAAAGAAUGGGUUUUUCGGCUUCUAUCAGGGUUUUAUUCCAACUUGGAUCCGCGACGUUCUCUUCUCCAUUAUAUAUUUUACGCUAUUUUUCAAUAUAUACGAAUUCUGUCCUCGCACCAUACACGGAGAGGAGAAAGCUUGGUGCUCUCUUGCCUGUGGAUGUGCAGCUGGAGGAACUGCAGCAUUUUUACUAACGCCUGUUGACGUGAUUAAAACUAGAUUGCAAACUCUCCAAAAAGGACAGGGCGAAGAAACUUAUUCUAGUGUUCCUGACGCGUUUAAGCGGAUAUUGACGAAGGAAGGCUGGAGAGCAUUGUAUAAAGGAGGCGCUUGUAGAGUCAUGGUUAUUGCUCCUUUAUUUGGAAUAACCCAAUUAGUUUAUUACCUUGGAAUUGCUGAAUUUCUCUUAGGGAUUAAAACAAAUGCGUAAUUCGUAAAUUGGCCAUUUUCUAAUAUAUGUCGAAA